Molecule: messenger RNA, 978 nt
Organism: Nannospalax galili (Upper Galilee mountains blind mole rat)
Lineage: Eukaryota; Metazoa; Chordata; Mammalia; Rodentia; Spalacidae
Product: olfactory receptor 14C36-like
Exons: 2
Coding region: 1-978 (325 amino acids)
Biological process (GO): G protein-coupled receptor signaling pathway
Cellular component (GO): membrane
Molecular function (GO): odorant binding; olfactory receptor activity; G protein-coupled receptor activity
Source: RefSeq, a predicted model, not a curated record
AUGAACGUGCAGUUUCAGACUGUGCCCAAUUCCACCAUGGUAACUGAGUUUCUCCUGGAGGUUUUUGCUGAGACAUGGGAGCUCAGGCUCCUGGUAAGCAUGCUCUUCCUGCUGAUGUUCCUGGGCAGCCUGAUAGGAAACUUUACCAUCACCAUGGUUACCACCAUUGACCAGAACCUCCAUACACCCAUGUACUUCUUCCUCAGAAAUCUGUCCAUCUUAGACAUGUGCUAUAUUUCUAUCACCGUCCCCAAUGCCUGUCUCAACACUCUCACUGAAAACAGGGGCAUUUCUGUGGCUGGGUGUGCUGCACAGAUGUUUUUAGUCAUUUUUUGUGCCAGUGUAGAGGUUCUAUUUCUCACCAUAAUGGCACACGACCGCUAUGCAGCCAUCUGCAAGCCUCUCCUCUAUCCUGUUAUCAUGAACCACCAAUUCUGUGUUCAGAUGACUCUGGCUUCCCUACUCAUUGGUCUUGUGAUAGCAGGUUCACACACUGCUAAAACAUUCCAGCUGUCCUUCUGUCACUCUAACUUGGUCCCGCAGUUCUUCUGUGAUGUCCCCUCCCUGCUGAGGCUCUCUUGCUCGGACACCUUUAACAAUGAACUCCUAAUUCUUCUAACGGCCAUCAUCAUUAGUGGUAGCUGCUUUAUCUUCAUUGUUGUAUCAUAUAUUCACAUAUUUAUAACUGUGUUGAAAUUUAAUCUCAAAGAAGAGAGAGGAAAGGCAUUUUCCACCUGUGUCCCUCACAUUAUUGUGGUGUCUAUGUUCUUUAGCUCUGGUGCAUGUGUAUAUCUAAGACCUCCAGUCAUCACAGAAGUAAUUCAAGAUAUGAUUCUGUCUGUACUUUAUACCAUUGUUCCUCCUUUCUUAAAUCCUGUCAUCUACAGUCUGAGAAACAAACAGAUAAAGGAAGCUAUAAGGAAAAUAAGGUUCUUCCUUCAUGCAUGUUUGAAAUUUGGUUGUCUUGAUCUCUUGUAG